Molecule: messenger RNA, 1628 nt
Organism: Girardinichthys multiradiatus
Lineage: Eukaryota; Metazoa; Chordata; Actinopteri; Cyprinodontiformes; Goodeidae
Gene: rrs1
Product: ribosome biogenesis regulator 1 homolog
Exons: 1
Coding region: 23-1069 (348 amino acids)
Biological process (GO): ribosomal large subunit export from nucleus; ribosomal large subunit biogenesis; endonucleolytic cleavage in ITS1 to separate SSU-rRNA from 5.8S rRNA and LSU-rRNA from tricistronic rRNA transcript (SSU-rRNA, 5.8S rRNA, LSU-rRNA)
Cellular component (GO): nucleolus; preribosome, large subunit precursor; nucleus
Molecular function (GO): protein binding
Source: RefSeq, a predicted model, not a curated record
UUCACACGUGCUGCUCUGUGAGAUGACCAACAUGGCGGCGUGCAGUGUGGAGGAGCUGUUGGCCAAAGCUGAGGAAGAAGAGGCCGAAAAACUAAAGAGCGUCUCCGUCCAGAAGGAGCUGGAUCUGGAGUUUGACGUCGGAAACCUCCUGGCUUGUGACAAAAACCGCAUCGAGUCCCGGGACUUCAGGGUGCAGAGAAAGGAGGACUUCCUCCGAGCCUUAGCCCGGGACAACACGCAGCUUCUCAUCAAUGAAAUAUGGAAACUACCCACGGAGAGGAUCGCGGAGGUUAUCGUAGCCAAACUACCGGAGCAGACCACCCGACUGCCCAGAGAGAAGCCCCCACCGAAGCCCAGACCCCCGACCAGGUGGGAGCAGUUCGCCAAGCUGAAAGGCAUCCAGAAGAAGAAGAAGACUAAUCUGGUUUGGGAUGAAACUGCCAAGGAGUGGAGGAGGCGCUGGGGCUACAAGCGAGCCAACGAUAGCACCAAAGACUGGCUGGUCGAGGUCCCGGAGACCGCAGACCCGAACGAGGACCAGUUCGCUAAACGGACCAAGGCCAAGAAGGAGCGAGUGGCCAAAAACGAGCUGAACCGGCUGAAAAACAUCGCUAGAGCGCAGAAAAUCAAAACCCCCGGAGUGGGGCUGCUCCCCAAAGCCCAGCAGUCCAAAGACGAGCUGGCCAAAGCCGUGAAUGUGGCCAAGACCUCCACAGCUUCCGUGGGGAGGUUCCAGGACCGCCUGCCCAAAGAGAAACCCCCGAAGAACUCCGGUAAGAAGAGGAAGUUUGAGCCCCUGAUCGGGGACUUCUCCACCGAGAAGCAGAAACAGCUGGAGCUGCUGAAGCUCAUGGGCAGCAAGAUGCCCAAGCUGGACAUCACCAGAGCUGUGAACACACAGAUGAGACAAGAGGACAGAGAGGAGGCUGCGGCCAGACGGAGGAAGGGUGCUGGGGGCAAGGGGCGCAAAGGCAGCAUGGCAGGGAGAGGGAAGGGCAAGGGGGGCAAAGGAAAAGGAGGAAAAGCUGGAGGAGGAGGGAAGAGAAGAGGAAAACCAGGGAAGCACUGAGGACAUCUGGAGUUAGACUGGACAUUUACUAAUGUACCCUGUGUAUGAAUAAAUCUGUAAACUGAUCCAAGCAUUCAUGGAUGAUUGAUGAAAAUACUUAUGUAAUCUGAAUGUGAGUCACGUAAAAAUAUACUUCAAUAUUGCUGCAUAACAAUUGAAUUAAAUUCACCUGGAGUAUUCUGUUUCUUCAGAAUAUGGUCAAACCACCACUGAGGCUUGAUGAAAUAUGUUUUGUAAUAAAUGUAAGUAUUUUAAUAUUGCAGUGAAAUAACUGGGUUCAUUUCGAGUAUUUGGUCUCUUUAGAACAAACAUAUAUGAUGUACUGACCGAUAUGUUGUGAAAUGAGCUCAAACCAUGAUACUACCACCACUGAGGUUGGAUGAACUAACAUUUAGAAUAGUAAUGUAAACAGUGCUAUAAAAACGGAUCUGAUUUGGGAUGUCGGUGGAUUUUGUAACAACGUGUCAACUUUAACAACAUAUUUCAUUUCAUAUCAAAAGUUGAACAGUUAAAAAGCAAAGAUUGUAUAACGUUUCAUUAAAUCACUUGUUUGAUGCAG